AUGUCCCCCCACAUCGAUACCGAGAACGGCGUUAACGGCCACGAACCCGUGCCCGAGCUGGUCCCCGCUGUGCCGGGCCCUGUCUCAACCCCCAGCGUCGCCCCUGAGCCGACCGCCCGCCAGUUCCCCAAGAGCACCUACUUGAAGCCGGCCCCCGAGGACGCCGUGCUCGACCUCCUCGGCGUUGGCUUCGGUCCCGCCUGCAUCUCCAUCGCCUGCGCGUUGCACGACACUCUCGAGAAGGGCAAGCUUCCCGCCCAGCCCAACGUGCUCUUCCUCGAGAAGCAGUCCGAGUUCAAUUGGCACGCCGGCAUGCUGCUGCCUGGCACCAAGAUGCAGAUCUCGUUCAUCAAGGACCUGGCCUCGCUGCGCGAUCCGCGGUCGAACUUCACGUUCCUCAACUACCUGCACAAGAAUGACCGUCUGCUGGAUUUCAUUAAUCUCAAUACUUUUACGCCUGCUCGCGCUGAGUAUGAGGACUACCUGCGCUGGUGCGCGCGUCACUUUGAUGAUGUUGUGCACUACCAGACCGAAGUUGUAUCUAUCACCCCUGUCGAGGCCGAUCGUCCGGCUAAGACUUUCGAGGUCACAGCCCGCGAUCUUAGAACGGGCGCUGUCAAAACGUACCGCGCGAAGAAUGUCGUUGUCGCCCUUGGCGGCCAGGGUUAUCUGCCCGAGGUGUUCCCGCGCAAUCACCCACGCAUUAUCCACUCGUCGCAGUUUGCCUAUACUGUGCCAAAGUUGCUGGCCGACAGGAAUGCGCCGUACCGGAUCGCCGUUGUUGGCGGCGGCCAGAGCGCGGCAGAGAUCUUUAUGAAUCUGCAAAAUACUUAUCCGAAUUGCAAGACGUACAUGGUCGUGCGGGCUGACUUUUUGCGGCCUAGCGAUGACUCGCCGUUCAUUAACGGCAUCUUCAACCCCGAGUUCAUCGAAACCUUCUACCCGCAAUCUUCCGCCUCCCGUGCCCGCCUGCUCGCAGAUGCCAAGGCAACCAACUACUCUGUCGUCCGGCUCGAGCUCAUCGAGGCCCUCUUCGAGGUCAUGUAUCACCAGAAGCGCACCCUGGGCUCCGACGAGCGAGUCUGGCCCCAUCGCAUCCUCUCCGGACGGCACAUCCUCUCCGUCGAGGAUUCUCCGAACGGGGGUGUCCAUCUGAAGCUCGAGGGCGGUGCUGGGAACGAUGGCCCCGUCGAGGAGAUUGAGGUCGACAUGGUGGUGUGUGCGACGGGUUAUGAGCGGAAGGCACAUCUCGAGUUGCUUAAGGGGGUGUAUAACCUGCUGCCAGAGGUUGAUGGCAGCAAGUUGAGCGAGGCGGAGAGGAAGGACCGGUGGGUGGUUGAGACUGGGAAGGGGAGCACGACGACGAGCAGGGUUAUGCAGGUUGGUAGGGAUUACGCGGUUAGGUUUGCGGAACAGGCGGUUGCGCCUGGUUCCGGGGUGUGGUUGCAGGGGUGUAAUGAGGCUACUCAUGGUUGA
Thermochaetoides thermophila DSM 1495 is the source of this 1476-nucleotide messenger RNA. Its product is annotated as putative L-ornithine protein. The transcript has 3 exons. Bases 1 to 1476 code for a protein of 491 amino acids. The record is from RefSeq and is a predicted model, not a curated record. Gene Ontology annotation, biological process: intracellular iron ion homeostasis. Lineage: Eukaryota; Fungi; Ascomycota; Sordariomycetes; Sordariales; Chaetomiaceae.